AUGCCAAUGGACCAGGCUGGCGAAAACCCGCCCCCUCUUGCCGCCCGCAAGGCCUCGUCGUCAAGCGACACCCCCGAACCCGCAGACGAUCAGAAAGGCGGGCGGAUUGCCCACACAUUAACCGCCUGCACACGAUGCAGACAGAGGAAGUCUAGAUGCGACACAGGCAUUCCCCGCUGCACCCCUUGCCAGCGGAGUAACUCAAAAUGCGUUUAUUUUGACCCGGCUAAGAAUGCCACCAUACCGAGAACAUACAUCGUACAGCUACGCGACAAGGUCCGGAGGCUGAGUGAAGAGCUUGCGCAACUGGAAAGCCAGAUUGAACAUUCGCCGGACCCCGAAAUGAUGGUGCGGGGCGGCGGCCUAAUCAAGUUCAAGGAGAAUGACGAAUCGAGGUUCUUGGGCCCGUCAAGCGGCAUCGCGAUCACUCGCUUUGUGAUGGAGAUGGCGAAACAGAAUACGGAUACAAAGAGCAUCAAGGAAGUGGUCAAUGAGUCCACCGCCCAAGAGAUCAAGCAUGUGUUCACGAAGGAGAGCCAAAAGCCGACUUCGAAGAUAUACCCCUUGAUCAGCUCUGUCGCGCAACCGGAUCUGCCCGAGCGAGGCUUAUGUGACAAAUUGGUGGAUUUGUUCAUGGCAAAGGCCCAGUACAUGCUCCCCACCCUACAUGAACCGUCUUUUAGGCAAGAAGUCGAUGCUGUAUAUAAUGGCUCUGACGACCCUUGUCAGAACUUCCAAUUAAGGAUUGUCAUCGCCAUCAGCAUGCAGAAACUAAACACGCAAUUUGCCGGGUUGGCGGAUGCUUUUUACUUAGCCGCGCUACAAUAUCUGGAUGCUUGCAUCAAGAAAAUGGAUACUUCAACUCUGCAAUGUUUGGUUCUAAUCGGCCAGUACUCACUUCUGACGCCCACACGCACAGCCGCCUACUGGGUCGUCGGGGCUGCUGUGAAGCUUUGCCAAGAUUUACGUCUCACUGAUGAGACCACAAUCACUCGAUCCCCUAGUGGCAGGCCGCUAAACUGCCUGGAAAUUGAUAUGCGGAGACGAUUAUUCUGGAUAAUAACAUCCAUGGAGUAUGGUCUGUCUCACAGUCUCGGCCGGCCAAGUAGUUUUUGUGUUAGCCACGACCAUAUCAACGUCAAGUUCUUCGAAAUGGUAGACGACAGAUACAUUACCACCGAAGGCGUGGCACCGGAGGCGCGACCUAUAAUGAAGAAAUGCAUUGCUAUUCACUUUCUUAAAAUGAGGCUGCUUCAAGCAGAAAUUCGCCGGACGCUUUAUCUUCGAAAGCGCGAGACCCCAAAUGAUGACCAGGAUCCUUGGUUCGCGCAGAUGCUGGAUAAACUUGACAAUUGGGUGACGUCUUGUCCUAAAAAUGACGAGGGGAGUGGGCUUAGCCAAGUUUGGUUCGAGGGAAGACGAAACACGAUGAUUGUUUUCAUGUAUCGACCUUCACCACAAGUCCCGGAACCUUCAUUACAGGCUGCGCAGCGAUGUUAUGACGCCUGUGUGUUUAACAUCAAAAUGCACAAGGAGCAAGUGAGAACGGGCUCAGUAGAUUUAACCUGGAUCUGGACUCAGUCUGUCUGCAUGGCUCUCAAUACGAUUCUCUGGUCCCUAUCCUAUCCCGAUAUUCGCCAAGAACACCCAAAGGAGGAGGUGGUUAAACAUAUCAAUGUUGCCAUGGAAGUCCUUGCUGUAAGCGCUGAGCGCUGGCCAGGUGUUGAAUCCUGCAGACAACUUUAUAUAAGUCUUAUUGCCGGCUGUCUCAAGGCGUACGGGAGCGACGAAUCCUUUGUGGUACAGUCACCAUCAAAUAGGCCGUCCCCAGCUUCUACCCAAGACGUGACAACUCCGCAACAACAAAUAUCCAGCCCUGACCUUAAUGCAGUGCCCAACCUAAGGCCGCCCGAUAGCACGUAUGCUUUCAAGAGGUCAGCAACUGUAUCAUCCGAAGGCUCACAUGUCACUCACGAUUCUUAUGAACACACAUAUCCAAUUGUCUCUCAACCAUCCUUCCCAUCGUACCCCAGUGCGGUUCCUACUCCUCCACAGCCUCUAUCCAACUCUAUGGGCAAUCAUUCCUCCAGCCUCGCGGACACACAGUUUUUCUUUGACCCAACCUCAUUUCACAAUUCAAUCCCAUCGGUCGUUCCUGGUUUGCAAAACUGGGACGCUAACUAUAUGACCGCGUCCACCAUGGCAAGCCACCUCUCUUCUGGAAGUGCUGCCUUUGAUCCCAUGGUUUGGACGGGCUCUUUUGGUGAUCAGUAUUCACAGUUUUUCAACCAAUCCUACCCGAGCACAGUGUGGCGAGACAGAAAUCUGAGCCGGGAAGAGCAAUCAGAGUUAAUGGCCAAUCUCGUUGACGAGUUGCCGGAUGUUUCUUACCUUAUCAACGAAUCCACUACCUUUUAUAAUGCCAUGAACUGA
Messenger RNA from Ophidiomyces ophidiicola, 2433 nucleotides. RefSeq lists its product as uncharacterized. Bases 1 to 2433 code for a protein of 810 amino acids. The record is from RefSeq and is a predicted model, not a curated record. The transcript has 4 exons. NCBI's taxonomy places the organism in Eukaryota, Fungi, Ascomycota, Eurotiomycetes, Onygenales, Onygenaceae. Gene Ontology annotation, molecular function: DNA-binding transcription factor activity, RNA polymerase II-specific; zinc ion binding; sequence-specific DNA binding. Gene Ontology annotation, biological process: positive regulation of transcription by RNA polymerase II; DNA-templated transcription.